Messenger RNA from Ostrea edulis (European flat oyster), 1132 nucleotides. RefSeq names its product protein trapped in endoderm-1-like. Gene Ontology annotation, molecular function: G protein-coupled receptor activity. Gene Ontology annotation, cellular component: membrane. NCBI's taxonomy places the organism in Eukaryota, Metazoa, Mollusca, Bivalvia, Ostreida, Ostreidae. The transcript has a single exon. Bases 108 to 1046 code for a protein of 312 amino acids. The record is from RefSeq and is a predicted model, not a curated record. Gene Ontology annotation, biological process: G protein-coupled receptor signaling pathway.
UCUAAUUGACAAAAUCAAGGUGGCAUUUCUCAGUUUCAAUAACAAGCAUAGAGUGCUAAAAACUGAAUUUGCAAUUUGAUUCGAACACAUCUGUCUCACAGAAGGAAAUGUCUUCACGGGGAAAUAUUUCGGAGGCGAGUCCACACUACCACACAUCACAAUCUGUAUUCGCCAUUCACGUUGUCGGUUCCACCACCCUAUUGGUUACGGGAAUUCUUGUGAAUGCAUUUAGCAUCGGUGUCAUCAUCCGUCUGAAACUAUAUCGUGAAACUUCAGUUCUCUUUACACUUCAUUUGAUGUUCGUCAACCUUACAGCAAUCAUCAUAGGUAUGCCUCUUGCAUUAUUGAAUUCAUUUCAUCCAAUCGUGAAAAAGGACAUGUUUUGCAGGAUGAGCGGAUUCAUCGUAUUUGGUCUGAUUGGAGUUCAAAUGUGUAAUAUUACAUUGCUGUCUGUAAGUGCUUACGUGAAAGUUGCUCAGGGUACUUUUGGGAAAGUGAUUUUCUCUAGAACUCGCAACACUGUGUCAUGUCUCGUUUUUAUAUGGGUUUUGCCUUUUGCAAAUAUGUCAAUGCCUAUGAGCGAAAUUUGGGGUGAAUUUGCCGUUUCCCUCCAUCAGCCCUGGUGUUUUCCUUUUUCCGGUACUUACGGAACCUUUUUGGUGUGUUUCACCCUCGUUGUGACUUUGUCGGCACUUCUUUUUUCUUAUGUUGGAAUCGUGCGUACCGUUGUACGAAGCAGAAGAAAGGUUGAGGCCGCGAACCAGCUUCCUCGCCAAAACAGAAAAAAAUUCAUCAACGAACGACAACUUAUUAUUACUCUCAUUAUCAUGGCGACUUCAUAUAUAAUCCUCUUUCUUCCAUCAGGCCUUCUUCCGGUCACAGACCCCGACUCCAGACUUGGUGUGGAUCUUCAUGUGAUUUUCACUUAUAUCAUGUGGUCACAGAAUGUAGUUGAAACUCUGAUAUAUUCUGUCUUACAUACCAAAAUCAGACAUGGAAUCAAAUUAUUUUUCAUUUGUAAGAAAGCCGACACGGUUUUAGGCUGAAAUGUUGGAAUGGGAAAAUCAGCAACCACAAACUAUUAGUGUAUUUUUCACAUUCGGUGAUUUUAUAUUAGCAUCAUUUUAACCUU